UCUACCCGUACAUCACCACGUAAUCAGUUGCAGCAUCCAAAUCGCUGGGUCGUUUAACUUUCGUAAUUUAUGUACUCGGCUGGCCAGUAAUCAGUUCCAUAUUCCCAUCGAAGGUUGUACUCCACGUAAUUUCCAUUUUAAAAAUAGUUUCGAAAGGCAGAGUCGCGCCAACUCGUCGGGACCCAGUAGUUCUUGGAGAAGGGCAAGCACGAAAUGUGAGCGGGGUAGUGGUAGCGUCUGGCGAGUAUUUGUUGCCGUUUGCCCGCCGGCGAGGAAUUGCGUGGAUCGAGCUACGUCUCUAGCUUCCCAGCUCAAUUGAAAGUUCUGAAUGGUAUCCGCAUAAGCUCGACACGUUCCUGAUUAGAUUAGUUGUGAUUAUCGCCACACCGACAAGCCGAACCGUACAUGACAUUGUAUUGUGCGGCUUAUUCUCCCGAUAGACUUGGAAUUACGUGUCAGAUCUAAAAUGAUGGCACAAUUAUUGUUUUCAGUCAGUACAGAAGUAACGCUGUAACCGCCAGUAUCGGAUCGGACCGCGUGACGUCACCCGACUUCCCUUGAUUUGCACUAUUGUGAAUUGGCGGGAUAAUCGCAUGUCCUUAAACCGUCGCACAGUAGCGCUCGAGGUUGCCAGCCGUGUUUGUCAGUUGUCAAGUUGACAUUCUUGUUUGUGUUGGAUUUGCACGGUGACCGUGAAUUGGAGUUCGCGAGAUCUGGGGGCGUUUUUCGCAAUCAAAUUGAGUCGACUCGAUCCAGCUGCUCGGAUAUUUGUGCUUUUUUGUUUUGUCGCGAAUUGUGGAAUCUUUCUAAUGUGAACGCAUGUGGUAGGAGCCGAGAACGUGAUCAACGCUACCCCCAAACAUCCCUUACACCAAUGACCUGAAUGGAGCUGCCUGAAAACAACAUUCCCAUCCAUCGCCGUAUUGUAAAUGAACCCAAACUCCCGAUUCCUAUAUAACCCUUGAAGAAUCAAUUCAAUGAAUGAGUGCUUAAUGGUCUGCUUCGUAGUCUAGCACUCGCACGUGUCGUUAUCGUUUGGCAGGAGGCGGGCGGUCGAAGCAAUUUAUCUGUGAUUGUUUUUUAUUCAAUUUGUGAAUUCCGUGUAUGUUUGUCCUAGGCCCGGCGCGGCAGUCGUCGUUGACACGCCACGUGAAAGUUGCUCUGCGUCCGUCGGUAACGCACAGCGAGAAUGUCGUUAGUGCGGCAGUUUCAAGGCCUAAGUGCUUGGAUACGUGUACUGAUACUAUUCGUCCUGAUAUGGGCCUUCCUUAUGUACAUAUUCGCCUCGAAGCUGGGCUCGACGUCAAUUACAGAUCAGGACACGGCCCUGCUCCGGCGACUGAACGAAGCGAUCCAAGCCCUCGAACAAACAAAACAGAAAAACAGCGAACUCAAGGCUCUAAUCGAUGAUUUCAUGAACGAUCAACCCAAUUCGCCAGCAGCGCAAAGAUUCCUGGAGAAUCUGGAAAAUCGGCUGCAACAGCAGCCCGGCGGCUCCCAUCGUUCCGCCCUGCCAAUUGCUCCUGGCGAGCCAAGUAUCGAAUAUGAACAACUCCGGCGACGUGUCCGCCAAAACACCCAAGAGUUCUGGAAUUACUUCAACUCCGAACUGCAAAAAAUCAAAAAGAAAGUAGUCAAUGAUGUUCCGGAAGUCGCGGAGCAAGUGAACAAUAUACUUCAAUUGGGAGCAGAACAUAAACGCUCGUUACUGAGCGAUAUCGAUCAAAUGCGGACGGUGGAUGGUUACGAGCAUUGGCGGCAACGUGAAUCAAAUGAGCUGAGUAAUUUGGUGCAAAAACGUUUACAUUAUCUACAGAACCCGGGGGAUUGCAAGACGGCGCGAAAAUUAGUUUGUAAGCUCAAUAAGGGUUGUGGUUACGGUUGCCAGUUGCAUCAUGCCGUUUACUGUUUCAUUGUGGCCUACGCUACCGAACGAACCUUAAUACUAAAAUCAAAAGGAUGGCGCUACCAUAAAGCUGGAUGGGAGGAAGUUUUUCAACCGAUAUCAGAAACCUGCUCGGACGUUGAUGCCACAUAUCAUGCAAGCAACUGGCCGGGUCAACAUGACACACAAGUUGUCAUAUUACCAAUAAUUGAUUCGUUAGUGCCACGGCCACCAUAUUUGCCUUUAGCCAUUCCAGCCGACUUGGCACCACGUUUAAUGCGCUUGCAUGGUGAUCCGAUUGUCUGGUGGGUGGGACAAUUUUUAAAAUAUUUACUAAGACCUCAAGGUGCCACGGAAAAUAUGCUCAAAAUAGGAAUGGAAAGAUUAGGAUUUAAGAAACCGAUAGUUGGUGUUCAUGUACGACGCACAGAUAAAGUUGGCACCGAGGCUGCCUUCCAUGGUAUUGACGAAUACAUGAGAUACGUGGAAGAUUACUAUCAACAAUUAGAAAUCAAUGGAACAUCAGUUAAACGACGUGUCUUUCUGGCAUCUGAUGAUGCUCGCGUGCUAGACGAGGCACGCAAAAGGUACACACAAUACGAGAUAAUCGGGGAUCCAGAUGUAGCUCGUAUGGCGGCUGUUUCAACGCGUUACACUGAUUCGUCCCUAAAUGGAAUUGUCCUUGAUAUUCACAUGCUAUCGCUAUGUGACUAUCUUGUCUGCACGUUCAGUUCACAAGUUUGCCGAGUAGCUUACGAGAUCAUGCAAACGCUGUUCCCGGAUGCGUCGGAUCGUUUCAAAUCGCUGGACGAUAUUUACUAUUACGGAGGUCAAAAUGCACACAAUCGUGAAGUUGUAAUUGCACACAAAGCGCGAAAUCAUGACGAGAUUCAUAUGAAGGUGGGCGAUUUGGUUGGAGUUGCUGGAAAUCACUGGGAUGGUUUUUCGAAGGGGAAGAAUACACGAACGAAUCAAAUAGGAUUAUUCCCAUCCUUUAAAGUUGUCGACAAGGUAGAGACUGUGCAAUUGCCUACAUACCCGAAUGUAAAAUAGUUUAGGUUAAUCAUCACAUAGAAGAGCGAGGAUGAUGUGAAUAUAAAGUUAAAAGUUUAAGAUUUAUAGAAGAGAAUGAUGUAAAUCUUGAAAUUUGUCAAUGACAAGUGCUGAAAAUCAUCAAAUUCUGAUAACUUGCCAUCAAUUUCAAUCAUUCUCUACGCAGUCGGCAGUUUGCCAUUGGGUAGAAUUGUUGAUUUAGCAUUGUAUCGAGCGUAUUCUGAUUGCACAUUUUCUUCCAUUUUCAUUUGUAUCUCAGAUGCUAGUUAAUGUAACUACUGUGCGUGUAAAUCGCUUCUUGGAAAUGUGCAAUUAGGAGCAACCAAGUACAUUUUUGUUUCUAGGGAACUAGUUAAGUUCAGUUUUAGUGUUUUGAAUGUACUAUCAUUUUUUUAAAUAUUGUUUUCGUUAUAUUGUGAUAUAAACGUUAGUUAAUAUGAACAGGGUUCUUAGUUUCCUUCAUCUUUUUCUAUAUACAUUGAAACUAUGUAGUAAAGAGUACAUGAGCGAUGAAUGCAUGAGACGACAUAACUAAAUACUGACAAUGAAGUGGGAUGAUGUUGCAAUAAAAACAAUAAAAAUAAAAUUAAUAAAUAUGUCAAUACAAUCAGAAAA
Hermetia illucens (black soldier fly) is the source of this 3553-nucleotide messenger RNA. RefSeq names its product alpha-(1,6)-fucosyltransferase (gene FucT6). Gene Ontology annotation, cellular component: Golgi cisterna membrane. The transcript has 4 exons. NCBI's taxonomy places the organism in Eukaryota, Metazoa, Arthropoda, Insecta, Diptera, Stratiomyidae. Gene Ontology annotation, molecular function: protein binding; glycoprotein 6-alpha-L-fucosyltransferase activity. The record is from RefSeq and is a predicted model, not a curated record. Bases 1190 to 2938 code for a protein of 582 amino acids. Gene Ontology annotation, biological process: protein N-linked glycosylation.